Messenger RNA from Coffea arabica (coffee), 2012 nucleotides. RefSeq names its product cytochrome P450 734A1. Gene Ontology annotation, molecular function: monooxygenase activity; iron ion binding; oxidoreductase activity, acting on paired donors, with incorporation or reduction of molecular oxygen. The record is from RefSeq and is a predicted model, not a curated record. NCBI's taxonomy places the organism in Eukaryota, Viridiplantae, Streptophyta, Magnoliopsida, Gentianales, Rubiaceae.
CAGACAUUAAUUAGAAAUACAUGGUCUUAGCGAGACAGAAAGAAUUGAUCUUUCAUCUAAUCCAAUUCAGGGUCUGUAAGAGCAUAGUAAAAACUCUCUCUUCAACCGUUCUGUCAUGUGCCUAACAAUUCCUACCAUUCUGCUAGUACUUGUAAUCACUCUGUUCAAAUUCAUAUACUCCAUCAUUUGGGUACCAUUCAAAAUUCAGCUGCAUUUCAAGCGACAAGGAAUUGAAGGCCCUGGGUACCAUCCAUUAUAUGGAAACUCUGAGGAGAUCAAAAGGCAGCAUACUGAAGCGGCUUCAAAACCAAUUUCAUUCAACCAUGACAUCUUGCACCGUGUGGCGCCUUUCUACAAGAAGUGGUCAGCCAUGUAUGGAAGAACAUUCUUGUUCUGGUUUGGUCCUACACCGCGUCUAACUCUGGCCGAUCCAGACAUGAUUAAGGAGCUUAUGCUAAACCAUACUGAUUGUGUCGAUAAGCUCCCAUUUACCCCAGUUUCUAGGCAGCUCUUUGGACAGGGACUCGUGGGAUUGUUUGGUAAAAAGUGGGCCGUCCGCAGAAGGAUAAGCAGCAAGGCCUUCAACAUGGAGAGGGUUAAGGAUUGGGUGCCUGACAUCGCAGGUAGUACCAUGAAGUUACUAAGGAAGUGGGAAGAACAAAGAGGAGGAAGAGAUGAAUUUGAAUUGGAUGUACACAAAGAACUUCAUGAUCUCUCAGCUGAAAUAAUUUCUAUAACAGCUUUUGGGAGCAGCUUUGAAGAAGGGAAGCGUAUUUUUGAGUUGCAAGACCAGCAGAUCAACUUUACCUUUCAGGCUAUGAGAAGCAUCUAUAUCCCUGGAUUGAGGUUUCUCCCAACAAAGAGUAACAGGAUCAGGGAAAAGCUAGAGAAGGAAACUCGCGACUCAAUUAGGAAACUGAUCGAGACAAACAAGAAUGAAGGACAAAAGUCGAAAAUUUUGCUUCGUCUGUUAAUGUCUGCCAAUAAGAAUUUUGAUGACAAAGAAGAGGGAUUAGAUGUGGAAGAAGUCAUUGACGAAUGCAAGACAUUCUACUUUGCCGGAAAUGAAACAACUGCAAACCUCUUGACUUGGGCGCUUCUUCUUCUAGCACUCCAUCAAGAAUGGCAAGAUAAGGCACGAGAAGAAGUUUUUAGAGUUUGCAAAGGCAGUUUGCUUCCAAAUGCUGAGAACAUGGAUGACUUAAAACUUCUUACCAUGAUCAUAAAUGAAACGCUUCGGCUCUACUCACCAAUAGCCCAACAGACGCGGAGAACAUCCAAGAGUAUCAAGCUGGGAAAGCUAGAUAUUCCUGCUAAAACAGAGUUCUAUUUAGCACUCACUGCAGUCCAUCAUGACCCGGAAAUAUGGGGAGAAGACGCCAACGAAUUUAAUCCUCUUAGGUUCACUGAGCCUAAAAGGCAUCUAGGUUCAUAUUUUCCGUUCGGUUUAGGGCCCAGAAUUUGUGUGGGUCAAAAUUUAGCAAUGGUUGAAGCAAAAAUUAUCUUAGCCAUGAUUGUCAAACAAUUUUCCUUCAGGGUGUCACCUUCAUAUGUUCAUGCUCCAAUCAUGUACCUCGCCGUGCAGCCUCAGUAUGGUGCUCCCAUCCUGUUCAGGACCGUCUCAGCCUGAAUACUAGUGCAAGAAGGGAAGGGAAGGGAAGGGAAGGAGAGAUUAUUUGCCAAUUUGAAAAGCAUAAAAAUUAUCGCCAUUACACUUUGAAUAGCUAUUCAAAUAUGUGGUUCGGCCAAGCUGUUAGAGAUUCUAUUUGCUGCUAGUGCAAGUGGAAAUGGGCUAAUUUUCCUUCAUCCUUGUGUUCUUAGUUUUCAUCAAUAUGUUAGGACAACAAAGGGCGGAGAGAAAGGGAAAUCUUGAAAGCACAAUGCUUUGUUGCUGGAGUUCUGGUGGCCUCAUAAAAGAUUUUGGAUGACAAGCUAGAAAAUACUCCGCUUACAACACCUUAGCUUGAGUAGAACCAAUUUACGGUACAAUAGAGGGUCAGCUUGAUCACGAG